This is a messenger RNA of Gastrolobium bilobum, 1436 nucleotides long. Its product is annotated as S-adenosylmethionine decarboxylase proenzyme. The coding region runs from base 166 to 1227 and encodes 353 amino acids. Gene Ontology annotation, cellular component: cytosol. The record is from RefSeq and is a predicted model, not a curated record. NCBI's taxonomy places the organism in Eukaryota, Viridiplantae, Streptophyta, Magnoliopsida, Fabales, Fabaceae. Gene Ontology annotation, biological process: spermidine biosynthetic process; spermine biosynthetic process. Gene Ontology annotation, molecular function: adenosylmethionine decarboxylase activity. The transcript has a single exon.
AUCCCUUGCAUGCAACCAGCGUUUUAUUAGCUUUCCUUUUUGUUUUCUUUUAGGCUUGUUCGCUACUCUCCUUCAAACGACAUCUUUCCAAUCCCUCUCUUUGCGAUCGUACUCUUUUGCAACUGUUCUUUCGUUCCCGACUGCGUUCAUUUCUGAAACACGGCAAUGGCAGUUUCUGCUAUUGGUUUUGAAGGUUACGAGAAGAGGCUGGAGAUAACCUUUUCCCAGCCAGGACUCUUUUCUGACCCUGAUGGAAGGGGUCUAAGGUCUCUUACCAAAUCCCAGUUGGAUGAGAUUCUGGCACCAGCUGAGUGCACCAUUGUUUCUUCGCUGUCAAAUGCUGAAGUUGACUCGUAUGUUCUGUCUGAGUCCAGCCUUUUUGUUUAUUCCUACAAGAUCAUCAUUAAAACCUGUGGUACUACGAAGUUACUGCUUUCAAUCCCACCCAUAUUGAAGUUGGCUGAGCUCCUUUCCCUCAAGGUUAGAACUGUAAGGUACACCCGAGGAAGUUUCAUUUUUCCUGGUGCUCAGCCUUAUCCCCAUCGCCACUUUUCUGAGGAAGUAGCCAUCCUGGAUGGAUACUUUGCGAAGCUUGGGGGAGGCAGCAUGGCUUAUAUUAUGGGUGGCUCGGACAAAACACAGAAAUGGCAUGUUUACUCUGCCUAUGCUGAUUCUGUGAGCACCUCUGACAAUGUUUACACUCUAGAGAUGUGCAUGACUGGCUUAGACAGAGAGAAAUCAUUGGUUUUCUACAAAGAACAGUAUGGUUCUGCAGCCUCGAUGACGGUCAAUUCUGGCAUUAGAAACAUUCUUCCAGAUUCUCAGAUAUGUGAUUUUGAGUUUGAACCGUGUGGUUAUUCCAUGAAUUCUGUUGAAGGGGCUGCUGUUUCUACCAUUCAUGUUACUCCAGAAGAUGGUUUUAGUUAUGCUAGCUUUGAAACAGUGGGAUAUGAUUUGAAAGCGGUGAAUCUGAACAAAUUGGUGGAGAGAGUAUUGUCGUGUUUCCAACCAACCGAGUUUUCGGUAGCUGUUCAUGUGGACAGUGCAAGCAAGUCAUUUGAGCAGAGCUGUUUGCUGGAUGUUAAGGGAUACUGUCGCGAAGAGAGGAGCCACGAGGGGCUUGGAAUGGGUGGUUCUGUUGUCUACCAAAAGUUCGCGAAGACUUCUGAAUGUGGCUCACCUAGAUCAACUCUGAAGUGCUGGAAAGAUGAAGAUGAAGAAGAGUAGUUUAGUGUUUUAUGGUUGUGUCUUUUAAUUAAAGUAAGACUUGCCUUUUAGGCAUGUCCCUAUGUUUUUCAUUUGUUGUCUUUUUUACUCCGUGCAAUUCUUGAUGCACCUUUGGUUUGGGUCUGCUACUCGUUUAUGUUUGAAGUAUUUUACGUUGUUAUUGUUCUUUUCCUUUGAAUGUUGAAUGGAAUAAAGGUAUUUUGUGUGCA